AUGUUUCCCUCUCCUCCAACUUCGAUCCUGUGCACUUGUCGUCAACACAUCGAUCCUUUUGGAGAUCACCUCAUCAGCUGUGGUACAGGUCCAGAACGCACCAGAAGACACAACGCAUUGGCAGAAGUCAUUUUCCAGGCGUUAUUAGUUAAGAAUAAAGACGUGGUAAAGGAAGUGAGAUGCAGUGGUAGUGACGAAAGUCGUCCAGGUGAUGUUUUUCAUCCUGACUUUUUAGAGGGCAAACCAGCUUAUUUCGACAUAACAGUCAGAAACUCAUUGCAGCCAUUGUACGUGACAAAAGCAGCAGUAAGGGCUGGGGCAGCAGCUGAAGCAGGUGAAGAACAGAAGGACACACGUCACGAAGCAAACGUUCUGGCAACAGGUGGUCUUUUUUACCCCUUGGUAUUGGAAACAUUGGGUUUCUGGUCUCCGUUCAGCAUUAAAACGUUAAAAGCUAUUGCAUCUAAAACUUCAGCUGUCAGCGGAAUUCGAUUCCAUCAAGCUUUCCAGAAUUUGACGCAACAACUUUCGGUACAGUUGUGGAAAUACAAUGCAAGGAUGUUGUUCAGAAGAAUUCAACUUGAAGUACAGGACAUUGAUAGUUGGGAUAUACCCACCGUAGCGUAGUGUAGAAUUUGGUAGUUAGUUCUGUUU
Molecule: messenger RNA, 654 nt
Organism: Corticium candelabrum
Lineage: Eukaryota; Metazoa; Porifera; Homoscleromorpha; Homosclerophorida; Plakinidae
Exons: 1
Coding region: 1-627 (208 amino acids)
Source: RefSeq, a predicted model, not a curated record